AUGACUACUGAGGUCAAUAUGCGGGAGAGUGCAUUGCCACGGCAACGCUUCGCCCUUCAGCCGACCGCCUUGAGAGCCUCCCCUGGGAAGCUGGUGGGACGGGGAGACGAGGAGAGACGGGAAGGAGGGGUAGAGAAGCUGACAGAGGAUAUAAAGGAGGAGAAAGAGCAUAAACGACACACUCCUACUAUGCGGAGAAGGUCCCACAUGUGCAAAAUUGGAAAUCAAGAGGAGUGCCAGACUGCCCCAUUUGUCCCUGGUCACAAUUUGGUUGGAGAAGGCUUUGAUGUGGUCAGGAUGCAGCGCACAGGGGCUUAUGUGACAGACAUGCUGACCUUCCUAACUCCAACUAAUUCCUGUACCCUGUGUGAGAACCCCCUGAUGGAAGACCAGCUUCAGAAACUACCUGCUGCUGUGCUAGACUGGCGUGCCUACAGCAAGUGCAGCUUAGCUAUCUCCAGCUCUGCUUUUACUUCUGUUAGCUCUGUGGCAGAGAGUUCCAGCUCAAGUGUUGAGAAUAAGUGGGAGGUGGGUUUGGAUUUGGCAGGCUUCCGCUUACCAAGCAUCCCACCUCUCAAUUCUGAAUUCCUUCGGCAUGCUCAGUCCCUCCCCCAAGAAUACACGGCCAAUACCAUAAUCCAAUAUCGGCAAUUCAUCAACACGUAUGGAACUCACUAUAUCCGCCAAGUACGCCUUGGAGGUAGACUGAAAAGACUGACCUCUAUUCGCUCCUGUUUAGCGACCCUCAGUAAAGUCUCUGUCAGUCAAGUCCAAAACUGUCUCAGUGUAGGGCUGAAAGUGGGCUUUGGAUUUUUAGAUGCUUCUGUAGCAGGUGGUAGUUGCACUAAGGUUUUUAACAACCAGGUCAGUGUUUCAGGGUACAGUUAUAGUUAUAUGCAUCACAUUACUGAGGUUUCUGGUGGGAACGGAUGGCUUGGAGAAGCUUCCAUGACAAGAAACGACUCUGACGGAUUUAACAGCUGGCUGGCUGCCUUAAAAGAAGAACCAGACAUUGUCUCCUACUCCCUUGUCCCUCUACACACAUUGGUGGAAGACAGAAACAUCAGCCAAAACCUUCAGGCUACCAUAACUCGGUACAUUAUAGAGAAGGGCUUAUCAAAGAAUAAAAACCGCCCACACUGUGGAUGGAGUCAACCCAACAUCUCACCAGACUGUUGCCCCUACAAUGUAGGUAGAGGACGUCUUUCUGUGACAGUUAUCAGAGCAUGGGGUCUUAAAGGAGACCCUGUAGGGCGUACAGAGGGCUAUGUGAAACUGUGGUAUGAUGGACAAUAUAAAAGAACCCGCUGGAUCAGAUCAAACAGCCCACAUUGGAACUCAUGGUACGACUUUGGAAAUGUAAACACUAGACAGCGAUUCAAACUGGAGGUCUGGGAUAAAGAUGUGUGGCAUGAUGACAAUCUGGGGGGCUGCUCAAUCUAUCUGAGGGCAGGAAACCACCGACACAGCUGCAGCCUACGAAAGGGUGGUGGUUUUGAAUUCUCUUAUCGGCUACGGUGUGAUUCACGUUUAACUGGGCCUCAGUGCAUGUCCUACUGGUCUCAUCCAUAA
Molecule: messenger RNA, 1572 nt
Organism: Chanos chanos (milkfish)
Lineage: Eukaryota; Metazoa; Chordata; Actinopteri; Gonorynchiformes; Chanidae
Product: perforin-1-like
Exons: 4
Coding region: 1-1572 (523 amino acids)
Biological process (GO): T cell mediated cytotoxicity; immunological synapse formation; defense response to virus
Cellular component (GO): membrane
Molecular function (GO): wide pore channel activity
Source: RefSeq, a predicted model, not a curated record